GCUUUUUUCUUUUCGGGACCUUCGAAUCUAUUCUCUCGUUUCAUGCUUCGUCCGAAUCUAGGAGAUCAAGGACUUGAAUUAGGGUUUCUGCUAACGCAUCAUAAAACCAUGAAUCCAUGGCCGUAUCUCUGAUUCAUCAGCAAUCUCUUCUCCUGUUUGUUUGAACAGAAGGGAUGCCUUUAAGGUAAAAGGGUCUUGAAAAAGAGGGGGAAAAUGGACUCUGCAAGAAGCUGGUUUCAUAAGUUUCAGCCACGGGACAAGUUCCGGAAAAAGGACAUGUUCACCGGAAGUACGUACGGAACCACCGGACCGAAUGAAGAGUCGACGGCACCGACCACGUCUACGAUGGCAAACCCGCCAAAACCAGAAGGUGAGUUACUCUCCAAGGCCACCAAACAGAAAGUUGCUGCAGCAAAGCAGUACAUUGAGAAUCACUACAAGGAACAGAUGAAGAUUCUUCAAGAGAGGAAAGAGAGGAGAAAAAUGCUGGAGGAGAAGCUUGCAGAUGCAGAUGUAUCAGAAGAAGAUCAGAACAAUCUGCUGAAGUUUCUGGAGAAGAAGGAGACUGAGUACAUGAGACUUCAAAGGCAUAAGAUGGGUGCCGAUGAUUUCGAGCUGCUCACAAUGAUCGGAAAGGGCGCCUUCGGAGAGGUUAGGGUUUGCAGAGAGAAGACGACUGGCCAUGUCUACGCAAUGAAGAAACUCAAGAAAUCAGAGAUGCUUCGUCGAGGACAGGUAGAGCAUGUGAAAGCAGAGAGAAAUCUGUUGGCCGAAGUCGACAGCAACUGUAUUGUGAAGCUUUACUGUUCUUUUCAAGACGACGACUAUCUUUACCUUAUAAUGGAGUAUCUUCCCGGCGGUGAUAUGAUGACUCUUCUCAUGCGUAAAGAUACUCUGUCCGAAUCCGAAUCGAAAUUUUACGUUGCAGAGGUGGUUUUAGCCGUCGAAUCUAUCCACAAACGCAAUUAUAUCCACAGGGACAUAAAGCCGGAUAACUUGUUGCUUGAUCGGUAUGGACAUCUAAGGUUGUCGGAUUUCGGACUGUGCAAGCCGUUGGAUUGCAGUGCCAUCGAAGAACAAGAUUUCUCCAAUGGAGGAAACGCUUCUAAUGGAGCUACCGAGAGCGAUGAGAACAGUUUCACUCCUAAGCGUUCACAGCAAGAACAGCUUCAGCAUUGGCAGAAGAACAGAAGAAUGCUCGCCUAUUCUACCGUUGGUACACCCGAUUACAUCGCCCCGGAAGUGUUGUUAAAGAAAGGAUAUGGCAUGGAGUGUGAUUGGUGGUCUCUCGGAGCUAUAAUGUACGAGAUGCUUGUCGGAUAUCCACCAUUUUACUCCGAUGAUCCCAUGUCGACUUGUAGAAAGAUAGUUAACUGGAGAACACAUUUGAAGUUUCCCGAAGAAGCGAAACUGUCACCGGAGGCGAAGGAUCUCAUUAGCAAGCUCUUAUGCAAUGUCAACCAGAGGCUCGGCUCUGGAGGCGCUGAUGAGAUCAAGGCUCAUCCAUGGUUCAAUGGCAUGGAAUGGGACAAGAUUUACCAAAUGGAAGCCGUGUUUAUUCCCGAGGUUAACGAUGAUUUGGAUACUCAAAACUUCGAGAAAUUCGACGAGGCAGAUGCACAGACUCAGGCACCUCCUAAAACAGGGCCAUGGAGGAAGAUGCUUUCUUCAAAAGACAUCAACUUUGUAGGUUACACUUACAAGAAUUUCGAAAUCAUCAAUGACUACCAAGUUCCUGGGAUUGCUGAGUUGAAGAAGAAAGAGUCUAAGACGAAGAGGCCAUCAGUGAAGUCACUCUUCGAGAGCGAAUCGGGGUCGUCGUCUUCGGAGGAGGUGGCUGAGUCGGGUCCGUACUGCGUCUAUAGAAGCUUCUCGAAUCCGUCGCACCGUCAGCUCGAAGCGAACCGGAGACGGCAAGAGUCUGACUAUUGACUGAAUCAUGUAACCAAACAAAAUUAAAACCAAAUGUGCAGAUAACCGAACUUAACCGAACCAAACCGGGUUCGGGUCCUGCUUUUUGUCUUUUGCUUUUUUUUUUUUUCCUUCUCUCGCUUCCCCCUAAAUAUAUGUAUAAUUCUUUAUGUCAAAAGAAAAGAAUGAAAAGAAUUCAAACUUUUAUGUU
Tarenaya hassleriana is the source of this 2122-nucleotide messenger RNA. Its product is annotated as serine/threonine-protein kinase tricorner. Gene Ontology annotation, molecular function: ATP binding; protein serine/threonine kinase activity. NCBI's taxonomy places the organism in Eukaryota, Viridiplantae, Streptophyta, Magnoliopsida, Brassicales, Cleomaceae. The coding region runs from base 214 to 1932 and encodes 572 amino acids. The record is from RefSeq and is a predicted model, not a curated record. Gene Ontology annotation, biological process: peptidyl-serine phosphorylation; intracellular signal transduction. The transcript is spliced from 14 exons.